ACAACUCCAUGUGUUAAUAUGCACCAAAAAACCAAAAUCACUAAGAUGGGUUCCUUAUCCUUUCUAGUGCUGUUUAUUGCUGCCCUUAUCCUAAUUCCUAAAGGGCUUGCUGAUUAUUACAAACCUCCUGAGAAGCCUUAUAAGCCACCUGUUUACAAGCCACCAGUGUACAAGCCACCAGUUUAUAAGCCACCUGUUUAUAAGCCACCAGUUGAGAAGCCACCAGUGUAUAAGCCACCUGUUUACAAGCCACCAUAUAAGAAGCCACCAUACAAGAAGCCACCUUAUGGUAAGUACCCUCCAACUGAAGACAACACCCUUCCCUAAAUCAUGCAGUGAGGCUUGUUAUGUAUCUACUAAAUAAGAGCAAUGCAUCUUCUUGGCAUAAGCAUUUCAACCCUUUGUACAAUGCUAUAUAUGGCAAAGUCAAAAGCAUCUUAGAUAUGUGUCCUAUGAAUGUAACAAAACAAGAGAAAAAGGGUGCAUGUACUCCAAAUCAUAAAUAAAACAACUUUUAUAUGAA
Messenger RNA from Abrus precatorius (Indian licorice), 523 nucleotides. RefSeq names its product repetitive proline-rich cell wall protein 3-like. Bases 19 to 327 code for a protein of 102 amino acids. The transcript has a single exon. The record is from RefSeq and is a predicted model, not a curated record. Lineage: Eukaryota; Viridiplantae; Streptophyta; Magnoliopsida; Fabales; Fabaceae. Gene Ontology annotation, molecular function: structural constituent of cell wall.